CGGGAAGAAGACGGAAGUGUGUGAGUUUGGUCGUGGAAAAAAGUUCUCAUAGUUAUUUACAUACCAGUGUAAAAAGAAAAAAGUCACACCUCACUCGUUCCUCCGCGGUUGUGGUAAAGUCAUUUGAAGACGCCAAAGUGACCAGAUCCUCUUCAGCAUGGGGAGCAAACCAGGCCCAGUUCAGAUCGUCACCGUGAGUAAGGAGAACCACUCCUUUGCUCUGGACACGGAGGCUUUGGCCCGGGUUCUGUUGGCCCCCGAGGUCAGAGACAAAAAUGUGGUGGUGGUGUCGGUGGCUGGAGCCUUCAGAAAGGGGAAGAGCUUCCUGCUGGAUUUCAUGCUGCGCUACAUGUACAGAAAGGAUGAUGAAAACUGGCUGGGUGGGGACGACGAGCCGCUGACUGGAUUUUCUUGGAGAGGGGGAUCUGAACCAGAGACAACAGGCAUCCAGUUGUGGAGUGAAGUAUUCCCUAUCCAAAAGAGUGAUGGAACAGAGGUGGCAGUAGUGCUGAUGGACACUCAGGGAGCUUUUGAUAACCAGUCCACCGUGAAGGACUGUGCCACCAUCUUCGCCCUGAGCACCAUGACCAGCUCCAUACAGCUCUACAAUCUGUCACAGAACAUCCAAGAGGACGAUCUGCAGCAGCUUCAGCUGUUCACGGAGUAUGGCCGUCUUGCUAUGGACGAGAUCUAUCAGAAGCCCUUCCAGUCUCUAAUGUUCCUAAUCAGGGACUGGAGCUUUCCCUACGAAUACACCUACGGGUUUAGAGGAGGCCAGGACUUCCUGGAUAAACGGUUGCAGGUUAAUGAGACCCAGCACAAGGAGCUGCAAACAGUGAGGGAUCACAUCCAUUCCUGCUUCAGCAACAUCUCCUGCUUCUUGUUACCUCACCCUGGGUUGAAGGUUGCCACCAGCCCUGUUUUUAAGGGACAGCUUAAUUCUGUCGCACCGGAGUUUAAAGAGCAACUGAACAGCCUGAUCCCUAAACUGCUGCAUCCCGAUCGCCUGUCUGAGAAAGAAACAAAUGGUAACAAGGUCACCUGCAGGGGCCUGCUGGAGUUCUUCAAGGCUUACAUCAAGAUUUACCAGGGAGAAGAUUUGCCACAGCCAAAGACUAUGCUCAUGGCUACAGCGGAGGCCAAUAAUCUGGCAGCCGUGGCAGCAGCCAAAGAUCAGUAUACCAAGAAUAUGGAGAGGGUGUGCGGAGGGGACUUGCCCUACGUGGCUCCCGACUCUCUGGAGGAGAAGCAUCACUUUUACUUCCGAGAGGCCCUUCAUAACUUCUCCAAGACCAAGAAGAUGGGCGGACAAGAGUUUUGCAACCGUUACCAAGCAGAGCUGGAAAAAGAGCUGGAGAUAAUGUGGCAGUCGCUCAGCAAGCACAACGGGGCUAAAAACCUCUUCAGUGCCUUCCGGACCCCUGCGGUGCUGUUUGUCCUGGUGUGCCUCCUCUAUGUGCUGUCAGGUGUGUUGCUCUUCGUGGGCCUGUCUACCUUCGCCCUGGUGUGUGACUGCUCUCUGGGCGUGGUCAUGAUGUCCAUGCUGACGUGGGCCUUCAUCCGCUACUCCGGUCGGUACCGGACUGUGGGAGGAGCCAUCGACCAGGCCGCAGGGGUCGUCCUGGACCAGGCCACCGUGGUGUUGAACAAGUCGAGGGGUACCGGCCUCGUUGACCUGAAGAAAACCAGAUAAAAGACCUGCAGGCCUUUUUUGUAACCUCGAUGCAAUGCAACCAGCACACAUUCAGCUCUAAAUUCUGCUCCUCCCAUUGAAACAAAGAUGCAGGUCAACCACAUCAGCACAAGUUACAAACACACCGUCAAUCCAUCAGCAUCUUAAUUAUGCCCGUUACUCUGCCGGCUUACGUAAUGGUGUCUAGAACUCACCGAGGCAGGGAGUCAUCCCAAUACUUCCUACCGAUACUUCAUGUCUUAAAUCGACCCUGCCAUCAUUUUACAAGUUAACAACUGGUCUUAAAAUACAUGUAGAUGUUUACACUUAACUUUCAAACCAUGAACAUGGCUUUUUACUUCUCAAACAGGGGUAGUCAGGGUGAUCAUCAAAGAAAGCUUCUGCCGUUUGUCUUAUGACCUUAAAGUGCUGACUUUAAAGCUUAUACAUUUAUACAUAUCACUUUGUGGCUUUAUGUCUUUACUUUGCGGCCUUGAAACGUUCCAUUCGGUUUGUAGAUUUGCUUUAUAUUUGAUAUCAACCAACAUUUCUACUUUGAAAGGAGGAGAGGAUGCGCACUUUCUAUAUAGCACAGAUGAUUUUGAAGGUAGCAUUUAAUGGGAGUUCAGUUGAAUCUCAUUUGUUUCAAGUGCUUUGCCGUUUACUCCUUGAUGGAACAUGUUACACUUUAUAGAUUUUGACACUUUAUACUAGACUUGUUUAGCAAAGUUAUAUAUAGGAACUUGUAUUUGAGACAUUUUUCCAUUCCAAAGACAUUACUGGAAUACUUAAAUAUGGUCCAUGCACAAUGUAAUAAAACUAGAGACCAGUCAGCCAAAGAGUUAGCUUUUGAAAUGUGAUUUAAACACAGUAAAAAAUGUUCACUUAAACACAUCUAGAAAAUAACAAGCAGGAUGUAUCAAUCCGUAAUAAGAAUACAAAGUAAAAAAAGUGACGGCGAUUAUGGCCCGUUGUCAAAGCUCCUUAACAUGUAAGUAAACCUGUUUGCACCUCUUAUCACUUGUUGACGUGAUUAUUUUAGUGACCAUUUGUGGCCUGUGCUAUCAGCUGUGAGACAUUUUCACAUCCUCCAUCAGAGGUUCUGUGGUAAUUACUAAACUCCACGAGAGAACUGUGUCCAUGUAAAACUUUAUUUUCAACGUGACCAACUUUGUCUGGUAAAAUGAUCACUGCUAUUGGCAACCAAUCCGGUUAAAAAGGUUGCGUGUGUGGGUCAAAGCUUCCCUUCGAGUAAAUUGUUUGCAUAACAUACAAUGAAACCAUUUGGCAGAAAAGGAAAAAUAAUACAUUUGGACUUGUUCCUUUGGUCCUCGUUUACCUGCAGCCGUUUAACCAGUCAGCUGUUCUUUUCCAACAUUAGUCAUACAUGGAAUUUAAAAGCCAGUGUACACAGUGUAAUUAUUGUGUUUUCCUUUUGAGCAUACCUUUAAGGCCAACUCGGGAUGAGCACGGUAUUGGAUUAAAGGAUUCUGAUUAUUUGAAACUAUGCCCAAAAUCUCUGAACACAGAGGCAGAUUCUUUUGGAAAGAUUUAACUGGAGAAGUGGGGGGCCAUGCCUUCAGUAUUAUAUAAUAAGUCUUAUAAAUGACCCAACGUUCUAAGGCGUGAGAGCAAAAGUAGGGCAAUAUAGUCUAAUUAUUUUGCAUUGUGUACUUCAACAAAUAACCAAAUAUGUCCUGCUUUUAAAUACAGAUUUGACACACAAAGCACUAAUAAACAUUGCAUUCAUCUCA
Messenger RNA from Pungitius pungitius (ninespine stickleback), 3426 nucleotides. RefSeq names its product atlastin 3 (gene atl3). NCBI's taxonomy places the organism in Eukaryota, Metazoa, Chordata, Actinopteri, Perciformes, Gasterosteidae. Gene Ontology annotation, molecular function: GTP binding; GTPase activity. The coding region runs from base 158 to 1693 and encodes 511 amino acids. The transcript is spliced from 14 exons. Gene Ontology annotation, biological process: endoplasmic reticulum organization; protein homooligomerization. The record is from RefSeq and is a predicted model, not a curated record.